Molecule: messenger RNA, 474 nt
Organism: Meloidogyne enterolobii
Lineage: Eukaryota; Metazoa; Nematoda; Chromadorea; Rhabditida; Meloidogynidae
Source: the annotation of a GenBank genome assembly
AUGUUAUUUGUAAUAUUUGCUUUUAUUGUUCCAUCAAUUAUUUGUGCUUUUCUCGGAUUUUAUUUAUGUAUUAGUCACAAAUCAAAACCUUUAAAUAAUUAUGAUAUUCGGUUGGAUGAAUCUACAAUAUUACUUCUUCAACAACAAGAAAAGAAUUGUUCUUUUUCUCAAACACCUUUAUUAUUAAAUAAUGGAUUGAAUUUAAAUAAUAAUUCAUCAUUUGGCCGUUCACCACCUCUUAGGCCGCUUCCACCUUCAAUGCAACGCUUCUUUGGACCUUGUUCAAAUGGAAUUGGUUGGCAAAUGCCGGCACCUCCUUCACCCCCAAAAAUAUUAAUAAACAAUUCAUUUAAACAAAAACCAUUUUUAUGCCCUCCGCCACCCGCAUAUUCAUCUAAAGAAGAAUCCCCACAACAAUUAAAAUCUGCUUUAUGUUCUUUUGCUUCUGCUUUUUGAUUUCUUUCGAUUAUUUUG